Messenger RNA from Morchella sextelata, 801 nucleotides. RefSeq lists its product as uncharacterized. The transcript has 4 exons. NCBI's taxonomy places the organism in Eukaryota, Fungi, Ascomycota, Pezizomycetes, Pezizales, Morchellaceae. The coding region runs from base 1 to 801 and encodes 266 amino acids. The record is from RefSeq and is a predicted model, not a curated record.
AUGGCGCAGAUCCAAGACAAACGGGCAAAUGUCGACAGAAAACGAACGGCCUUCCUAUUGUGUGGGGUGCCUAUCUCGGAAAAUAAGGUGAAACGUGCUCGCGAAAAACAUGAUUAUGAGGUUGAUUUGGGCCUGACAUAUAUAAAAGAUGUUGUCCCGUCACAAAUAGGUUACUUUACACCAGAAACGCAGGAUGAAGCCAUGGAAUACAAGGGGCCGAACGAAGACGGGUAUAUCAUGAAUAUUCCCAUGCUCAAUGGAAUUGAGAGUGCCGCAAGAGGAACCGAUUCUCAGGAUAGUUAUCAUGACGACUCGCAAGAUUCAGUAGAAAUAUCUGAGGACUGGACGAAUAUAACACGCGAGGAGCUUGAGCCAAUACGCGCCAAUCCUGAGACCAACAGUAUGGAGCCCGUCUACGAAGAGGACCGGGAGUUACAAGAUAACAUACCUUCUCCAGUCGAGUGGCCUAUGGAGAAUCUUGAAUUAUCUACACAGCCGAUCGGCAUGCAUGGCUCGUCUUUUAUUGAGAUGAUCACUAGCACACAUCACUCAGACCUAGCCUACACACGAAUAUUAGAAACUGAAGGAAAUAGCAAUAGUAAAAGCACGGAAUUACGUUGUGUAUGGAUGAGCUCAGGCUGGAAAGGCAGGGGUUUGAUGGGUAAUUUGUUUGAAGAUGAGUAUGAUGUGGUUAUGUCUGAAUCAUGGCCUUUCGGAGCUACAGACUACAGUAGUCAAAGAACCCUUAAAGAAAUUCGGCGAGAGUUCUUGAUACAUCAGGCCAUGACAUCAAACAUAUGA